Molecule: messenger RNA, 2364 nt
Organism: Fonsecaea multimorphosa CBS 102226
Lineage: Eukaryota; Fungi; Ascomycota; Eurotiomycetes; Chaetothyriales; Herpotrichiellaceae
Exons: 1
Coding region: 1-2364 (787 amino acids)
Source: RefSeq, a predicted model, not a curated record
AUGGCGAAUGCUCGACGCACCCUUCGGGGUGAUCCUUUUAUCCAACAGGAUCCAAAUGCUUCCCGCUACAGCCGAAGACUCUCGAGAGAGCAAUGGGCAGACCUCAAGCCUAGAGUGUUGAUGCUCUGCAAUCAAGGUGUCAGAAUUGCUGACAUCCUACGAGAAAUCCAGACGCAAAACAUCCCGGUCACCAGAAGCCAACUCGACCGGCAAAUAAAGUUAUGGCGUUUCCAGGAAAGCGAUCAAGAGUUUUCUCUGCUGGCACUAGGUGCCCCUCAGGAUACCGACAUAUCACAGCAAGCCACAUUCCACGAUAGAGCACUCCACAAUUUAGCAGAGCUACUAUCCAUCGAUGGUGUACCUAUAUCCUCGACGAGCCACCCAGCUAUUACAAAUACUGGCUCAACGCUCGAAUCAAAGCCGCCACAUGCUGAACCAGCCUCCCUUUUCGGACCGACGGCACAAAGUCAGUCGUCGAGUUCGCAGCAAGUAGACAAUGUACCCGAAACCGAUUUCAUCAUGGUCGAAUGGUCCCCCAUUCUAUGUUCGGCAUGUACUUCAGCCAAUGCGCCUGUUGACGAUGCAUCCAUCGCCCGACCUCAAUCUAGUGAAAUUAUGCAAGACGAAGAGAAUAUGACAACGGAAAGGCCUUCUCAAGGACAAGAGUCACUCAGCCCCAACUCACGCCAAAGUUCGCCGGGCCUGCCACCUGCGCUGCCUGACAAAACUGGCCCCAGAUUUACGAUUAAUAUUGGAUUACAUUGUUGCAACAACGCAAAAAUAGCCCACCGAAUAUUCUCCCACACCAUUACCAAAUAUGGCGCUUCUAUCAGGGUUCUCAACCGCCUCGCAUACAUGGCUUCGUUGCUCUUCCUUUUGAAGUGCAACUCGCUGGCAUUUCAGAUCUCUCUCCAUAUUGUCGAUCAAAUCAGUCGUCAGCCGAUCGUGCAAGGACAAACGAUCCGCCUUCUGCCCUUCUUUGUCAUCAAUUGUGUUUAUUUUGCUAGGGAGUCGCUCGAAAAUCGGGACGCAGAUCGCCUUGGUCUGAAAACAUAUGACUGGCUCUGGAGCUGCCAUCCGUCGGGACAGGAGGUAGACCAGCAAACUCAUUCAUACAUGCAGUUCCUGAUCUUCCGUGCAAAUAGUCAACAUUAUAGAGACAAGGAAGCCGCGUACUGGAUUUUAAACGCUGUACGCUCAAGUCUUCAGGAAGAGGGCGAACAGUCCAUCCAUCCAGACAUGUUUCCUUGUGACAGCGCCGACGGUGCCCUUCGUUUCUUCCAUGAAGACAAAGGCAUCAGGAACGUUAUGGAAGAAGCAAUUGGUCGGAUGAAAGUAUUUCUGCGUGCCAAUAGGGAAGAAAUCGAUGCAAUUUGGAUCGACUACUGGCAGCCUCAAGACGAUUAUUCCUUGAUGGGUCGAAUUUUGACACGCUUGAUGCUGAGACCUCGGCUUCGCUGUGAUUCCGAAAAUGCUCAUGAUUGGGUCUCUUGGGAAGACGCAGAAGUCUCCCAGCGGUCAAGGUUACUCUCCCGACUCCGAGAACAUGUCUUGAUUGGAUUGUGUGGUUUGAUCGGGAAAUGGUUCUGGGAAGACUGCAUCCAGCCCGGGGGUCGGACUCCUCUCCCUAACGAUUUGAAACCGUCGGUAGAUCUCACCAGGAGGGUUGCAUCACUCGAACGAGUAAUAAAGGACGACGAGGACGAGGACGAGGACGAGGGCAUGGAAGAGGAUUUCGAUUAUCCAAUGAUUGCGCGCGGCUAUGAGGGGUUCAUCGAUGACUAUCUUCGCUACUUGACGUGCAUGUCGCUGGCGCCGGUCCAUCGGGCAAUACCAGAUGGUCCUGGCGACGAACAUCUUGUUGGCAUAAUUGCCAUUCUGGCCAAAGUGUCGACAACCAAAGACCUUGACGUGUUGGGUAUACCAUCUGUGCCAUCGCCGCCCAUAAUUCGCUCACGCGGGCCCCAGUUCGCAACCCACCUUUUUCGAAGCCCUUAUACUAUGGAAUCAAGUCAACCGCCCAACCGAGAACGAGAAUCCCAAAGCACAGGGUCUUUGGUGGGGCCGCCUCUUGCAAGGUCCUGUACCUCUUCGAUAAGCUCCGGCUACAGAUCCUUCAAGGCUGCAGCUAUGGAUCGUGGUACCCUUGGCCCGAGAGGUCCUCCAACGAUUCCUCCGGUCCCAUCUGUUGACUGGUCGGGGCCCAUGAGCUUAACCUCAAACGAAGUGGCAAGCAUUCCUUCCGAUAUCUCGCUCCGCGAGUUUGAAUCCCAUGCUGGAGAGGAAGAUUUUAUAGCUGACCUUGUGGACUUUGUGGACGAGACGAGGCGGGGAAUGUUGUCGCAUCUUUGGCCCGCCUCUUAG